Messenger RNA from Poeciliopsis prolifica (blackstripe livebearer), 5243 nucleotides. It is a transcript of the gene kctd5b, whose product is annotated as potassium channel tetramerization domain containing 5b. The transcript is spliced from 7 exons. Gene Ontology annotation, biological process: protein homooligomerization; proteasome-mediated ubiquitin-dependent protein catabolic process. Gene Ontology annotation, molecular function: cullin family protein binding. Gene Ontology annotation, cellular component: Cul3-RING ubiquitin ligase complex; cytoplasm. The record is from RefSeq and is a predicted model, not a curated record. The coding region runs from base 158 to 919 and encodes 253 amino acids. Lineage: Eukaryota; Metazoa; Chordata; Actinopteri; Cyprinodontiformes; Poeciliidae.
UGGGCGGACAGCGGCGGGUAGGAGUGGCCGCGGAGGUUGCAGUGACUGGCGGACUCCCAGUCGGCGGCUUGCGGCAGCGUCGACACUUCCUGUCAGCCGCUCGAUCAGAUCAGAGCCGAAGCGAGGGCGGAGGAGGCGAGGCGCGGAGUGGAGCGGGAUGGCAGAGAACAGCUCCGAGACAAGCGGCUCCAUUCACCGGAGAUGUCCGACCCAUUCUUCCCCUGGGGUCGGAGCCUCCAAGUGGAUCCGGCUAAAUGUCGGAGGGACGUAUUUUCUAACGACGAGGCAGACGCUGUGCCGAGACCCGAAAUCCUUUCUGUUCAGGCUGAGCCAGGCUGAUCCGGAGCUCGAUUCCGACAAGGAUGAAACUGGUGCCUAUCUCAUUGACAGAGACCCCACGUACUUCGGCCCAGUGCUGAACUACCUGAGGCAUGGCAAACUGGUGCUCAACCGGGACUUGGCGGAGGAAGGAGUUUUGGAGGAAGCCGAGUUCUACAACAUCACAUCAUUAAUAAAACUCAUCAAGGACAAGAUCAGGGAACGGGACUGCAAAACAUCACAGGUUCCGGUGAAGCAUGUGUACCGGGUUCUGCAGUGCCAGGAGGAGGAGCUGACCCAGAUGGUGUCCACCAUGUCUGACGGCUGGAAGUUCGAGCAGCUUGUCAGUAUAGGUUACGGGCGGGCCCACCAGGCAGAGUAUCUGCUGAUUGUGUCAAGGGAGGUGAAGGGAGAGGAGUCUGCUUUGCCAAACAACAGCGGAGAGCUGGUCAGCAUCGGCUCCUCCUAUAACUACGGAAACGAAGACCAGGCCGAGUUCCUGUGCGUGGUUUCCAAGGAGCUGCACAACCAGUCGUACGGGACCAACAGCGAGCCCAGCGAGAAGGCAAAGAUCCUGCAGGAGCGGGGAUCCCGGAUGUGAGGCGGCCUCAGUAUUAGGAGCUCCAGGUGUUUUCAUCAUAUCUGUGGAAGAGCAUUGAGCACAAACAGUUUUUGGGUUGGCGCUGUGCAUUUAUUCGUCUUCCCUUCACUUCUUCUGUUUUUAUUUCUCCAUGUAAAUAAGUCUGUUUACUGACAAGUCGUGCCUGUACAUUUAAACUGGACCUUUUUGCUUAUUUUGAAUUGGCGGCAAGUUUUUUUUUUUUUUUUUUUCCUUAUCUGAAAGUGAGGAAAUGUAAUCGACUGUUUUAUGCUAUAAAAUAUGGCCGCCAUCAUUUAGGGCCAACGAGUCACUCAGGGUCAUCUGAUGAGUUUCUGUCUUUCACCUGGAGGCUCCAGUAAGGGAUCAGUUUGGUUUUUAACACCAAGUAUGACAGGAAAUCAAUGCUUGGAGGGUCAAGAAGGGAAUUUUGAACCACAAAGAGCGAGUUCAGCCUGUUGGACGCUAAUCAAACGUUUAUCCAAAGAUCUCUAGUCUGAGCUCACCGGGUCCCAGGGAUUAUUAUUCCACUCUUAUUAUCAACAUGAAGAAAACGAAGGAGUCGCUGUGAUGUGGCUGCGGAGGUAAAGGGGCAUUACACCCAAAACUCCCUGUUGCAUCAGGAUCUCCACACAUUGGGUCGGUUAGGAACCGUCUUCGGGUCCAGAUCCAUUAGUGAGCGUGGGCCGGUAGGACACCAUUUUUAAAAAUUAUUUUUCUUUUUGACACCUUUAUUUUUUAUUUCUGUUUUUAUUUUUGAUUUCUUCAUUUUUCUACUUUUUUAACUCUUAAUUUUUCAUUUAAUUUGACCUCUAUUUGUUUUUUUGCCUGAAUUCUUUGGAUUUAUUUGUAUUUAUUUUAUGUAUUUUGGUGACUUAAUUAUUUAGAUGAUGCCAGUUCCACAAAGAAAAAAAUCUGAUUUGAUUUCAGUCAUCUUAUUUAAAAGUAAAUAAAUUAUUUUGCUUCUGAAAUAGUUUUUAUAGUUAUGUUAUCUGUAAAAUUUGUAUUGAUUAUUAUAAAAAGACUCUUAACAAAACUACUAAACUCCCAACAAAUGAAAGCACUUAAUUUCAAUAAUACAUUUUUAUUAUUAUUCCUUUACAUCUUGAGAUGUCAAAUGCUACAAAAGUCUAAAAACAAAACAAAAAAAAAACGGUUACAAUAAAUAUUUUAAAAUAUGUUAAGAAACAAAUGUCUUAAGACAGUAAUGUUUUAUGUUAUUAUGUUAUUUAAUGUAGUCAACAAGCUAGCACUAGCUAAUCAGUGAGGCUAACGAGCUAGCCUGCAGCCUGCUGCUUUACGAACUCGUUAACUUCAGUUUUCAGCCAUUACAUUGAUGAAUUAUUUUAAAGCUUUUUGAGCAUUUUUUGACCGGCCCAUUCCUGCACCAAUGGAUCAGAACCGACUCGGUUUCAUUGCUAAACAUGUCAGCAGUGGAGAUGCAAGAGUUUUUUGUAGCAAACCUUUAACUGUUUGGUUUAGAUAAAUUUAACAAAAUUUUCCACAAUUUUUAAAUGAACUGCCAAAAAAAUUUAAAUGUGAAUUAUUUUAUGCAUAUUUUUAUUUUUAUUCAGUCCAGCAAUUAUCAACCUGUUUAGGAAAGUGACAGUAAAUGUUCUCUCUCCAGUGAUGUUAGAUUUUUUUCUGUUGUUGUUUUAGUUUUUACUGGGAUUUUUUUUGUUUGGACUGGAAGCGUGAAGGACUUCCUUCAUAUCGAGAUCAUUUAGUUUCCAUGUAAAUAACCCAAACUCCUUCGUAUUUAACUCUUUUAAGGAUAAAGCUGCACGUUUUGUACACUGUAUAGAGAACCGACUUCAGAGGGAAGUUGUUUCUACUGGAUCUUUGGUUAAAAACUAAAAAAUUAAAUGAAGCGGAUCGUUAAGUUGCUGAAAAUGGAUCUUUCUCUGAGACGUUUUGAUAACCAAUAACAAAGCUAAACUUGGCUGGCUAUGAAAUUGACUGUUACAUUUGAAAACAUGUUUUUCCUCUUCUUCAGUGUGAUAUUUAGCGUUUUGAAUGAUCAGUUUCCAAACAGGAUUAGAAGCACUAACAGUGGGAGACACUGUGCACUCUGCUUACAGCCUGCAAUGAUGUAAAUACUACAUUGUCGAACACUUUUUUAAGUUGUUUCAAGUUUGAUAUGUUUGUUUAUAUAUAUAUCUAUAUAGAUAUAAAAAUAUCUAUAUAGAUAUAUAUUGAUUUAUAUAGGUUGGAUAUUUCAUUCACAAAUAAUCAUUUAGUGUUGCCUUUUUUUUCCCAGUGACCAAAAUCCAAUGUCUUAUGUGUAAUUCAGACAUUGAGGGACAAGUAAACAUUUCUUAAUGCUGGCACACGUUGUACAUAGACUUGUUAACGACUCACGAACCUCCAUCUAAUCACACACACACUCAAUUAAACCAGUUUUUAUAUCGUCAGAACGAGUAUGGAUGCAUGUUUUUUGAACUAGAUAAAUAUAUAUAUGUAUAAACACAUGUAUAAACACACAAGGGCUUUUAAAGUGUAAAAGUUGGGCUGUGCAGAGAGGUUUUAAUCAGAGUAGACUGGAUUUCCUGCCAGAGCUAGGCUAUGUUUACAUUUGCUGUAGUAUUCUGAAGCCUUCCAGUUAACGUCUUUGCACUCCGAUCGCUCACGUUAACCGACGUAACGACCAACUUCCACUCCUGCUGUCCGUUCCUGACUGCCACGCUGCAAAACCGUCACCGAGGAGGUUUGGUCUAAUGUCUGCCACAAAUACCUCAAAGCACAUGAAACGACACUAAAGUGACUAACAAGGAGCUUUUACGUCAUAUAGCAGCUUGUUUUAAUUUAAUUCCUUAACAUUGAUCAAAAGUUGCAGGUUCACUAGCAGAUUAUUUCACUGAUGGUAAAAUGUUUGGUUGAACAUGGAAGAAUCUGCCAGUAGAUUUCUCUAAUCCUAUUGGUGAAAAGUUGCUUAAAGAUGGUCUUGAUUUAUUUGAAAGAAAUAAAAAUCCUCUUAUUUCGUUAAUCCGUCUUAUUCGACCGUAUAUUCUGUUAUCGUAAAAAAAUCGCUAGUUAUCAGUGAAAUCUACAUUUUUCCCCCACAUCUUUUCCACUAUGGGUAUUUGUGUGUUUUGAGACAAAUCAGGUGAAAUAGAAAAACAUGCAGUUAAAAGCGUUAAGUAAAUAAUUCCUUAGUUUCACCUGCAGAUUGUCACGUGGAAAAAUGUCCCGAAUCAUCAGUUUCAUCAAUAUUAGGAAAUUAUUAACUUAAAGCAAGCGCCUAUAUCUCGCUGACAAAUGACUUGAGUUAGGUUUCUUAUUUCAAGUGUACCCAGAUAUUUUGUCUAGAAAUUAGACCAAAACUACUUGGUAAGAUUUUCUGUUUUUGCAGUGCAAUUUGUUUUCCUCUGGUAGAAAUAAACGUCAUGUAUCUCGUUUUUCACUGAGCUAAAGCCGGUAAGGUUUAUUAUAUCUUUAGUGAUUUAAAAGUUUAUGUUUUUGGUUAUAUAAAAACAUUUAAUGCAUUCUACUUUGCGGUUAUUGAAGCUGUCAUAAGUAACUUUUGUAAAAAAAAAUGUAUAUAUAUAUUUUUUGUACAUAUUUGUUAGAACUCACUGUGUUGUGACAGUUUGGUGUGAAUUAAUCUGUGAAUUUUUUUUAGCUCCUCUGCCUUCUCCCAAUGUUAACUGGAAGCAACCAAUCAGAAGCAGGAGGCGGGUCUUAGCGCUGCAAAUCAGCUCGUCAAUGCUAUGCUAGUUAACUUAGCAACUGAUAACAGUGGAAAAUUUGUUUUUCUGUAACAGUGAGUUGUAAGAACAUUUAAAUGCACAUUCACAGGUUGAUUGACAGCACUAAGCCCCUCCUCCAGGCUCUGAUUGGUUGUUUUUAGUUGGGAGUGGUACGCUCUUUCAGAUGGCAAUAAUAGCUCAGGGAGGAGAUCAAAGUUUUCACAGAUUAUCUGACAACAUGGUGUAAGUUUUAAUAAAUAUGUAAAAUGCUUAGAAAAGUUACGUACUGCGGCUUUAAGCCCCGCCUCCUUCAGUCUUUAGUAUCCAACAUUAAUUAUCAUUCAUCUGAUGGACAAACUUAUCAAAUCUGUAGCUGAAUAUUUUUAAGUGCCCAGUUUGUUUUGCAUUGGAGUCACAGACACCGUAAUGCAUGACUGACCGUCACCGAUUCCAGUCAGUGGGACUGAAUGUCAUUUCUUCCUCCGGCUGCAUCAACCAACAUGGUUCUCAUAUCACUACAUGGAUCACUUCUAUAUGAUCUUAUGCAAUGUUAAUGUACAAAUUAAGUAUGAGGGGAUUAAAGAUAGAUCUAUACGGUCUUGCAUAAGUAAACCCAAUAAAAAAGUUGUCAUUCAUAA